AUGGGCUUGUCUGAUUGUUCUCCUAUGGAUAGCUCUAUUGUCUGCCUUGUAUCCGAAGAAAGCAAGUCUAGUUUGAAUCUGAAGGCAACCGAGCUUAGUCUUGGGCUUCCUAGAUCCCAGUUGCUCGAAAUAAAUCAGGAUCUUUGCUUGCUAAACACAGCUCAACUCGAUGAUAAACCCCUUUUCCCUUUGCAUCCUUCAAGUGAUGGUCACUGCACUGCACUGCAUAAGACUGUUGUUUCAGGCAACAAAAGAGGGUUCUCCGAUGCAAUGGAUGAGUUCUCUGAAGGGGAAUUUCCUUCAAAUUCAAAAGUAAGCGUGAUGCCAUCAUCCAGGCCUUCUUCAAACUUGGGACUGAUAUCAGGUUAUGUGCUUGAGAACCUUGGGUCUCAACCAACAAAAGCCAAAGAGAUCACGAACCGGAAUGUGGUACAGGAUAGACCCCGUGCUACUAAGAAUACCAUGUCUGCUCCUAAAGCAACUUCAAACAGUAACAGUGAAGCACCAGUUAGCAAGUACGCGUGCUUGGCUUUUUGUUAUAAAUUUGUGUUAAAAGUGCUUGCGGAUCUAUCACUCGAAGUCUUUUCCUAA
Messenger RNA from Hibiscus syriacus, 591 nucleotides. Its product is annotated as auxin-responsive protein IAA9-like. The record is from RefSeq and is a predicted model, not a curated record. The transcript is spliced from 2 exons. NCBI's taxonomy places the organism in Eukaryota, Viridiplantae, Streptophyta, Magnoliopsida, Malvales, Malvaceae. The coding region runs from base 1 to 591 and encodes 196 amino acids.